AUGUCGAUUCCGAAGCGUAUUGAGAAGGAGACUCAGAACCUCGCCAGCGAACCCCCUCCUGGCAUCUCGGCGCAACCAGAGCCGAACAACUACCGCCAUUUCAAAAUUUUGAUGGGCGGUCCAGUCGGCACUCCCUACGAAGGCGGUCAGUACAAACUCGAGCUCUUCCUCCCGGAGGCGUAUCCGAUGGAGCCGCCCAAGGUUCGAUUUCUGACCAAAAUCUACCACCCGAACAUUGAUGCCUUGGGCAGGAUCUGCCUCGAUAUCCUGAAGGACAAAUGGAGCCCGGCGCUGCAGAUCCGCACUGUGCUCCUCUCGAUCCAGGCGCUGCUGUCCGCGCCCGAGCCCGACGACCCUCUAGACACGCGUGUCGCGGACCACUUCAAGAACAACCGCCAAGAUGCCGAACUCAUGGCUCGCCAGUGGAACGAGAUGUACGCGGGCCAGCGCUCGAUUGUGAUUGAUUGA
Messenger RNA from Besnoitia besnoiti, 468 nucleotides. RefSeq names its product ubiquitin-conjugating enzyme subfamily protein. Bases 1 to 468 code for a protein of 155 amino acids. The record is from RefSeq and is a predicted model, not a curated record. Lineage: Eukaryota; Apicomplexa; Conoidasida; Eucoccidiorida; Sarcocystidae. The transcript has 5 exons.